AGUAAGCAGACAGACAACACCCCAAUGCUUGUCCACAACUGUUCAGUCACUCAGUGUGUGUAUCAACAUGGCAGAGGCAACUUUGGGUCAGGAUCCCUUCUGCUGUUCAAUCUGUCUGGAUGUACUGAAGGAUCCAGUGACUACUGCCUGUGGACACAGUUACUGUAUGGGCUGUAUUAAGGGCUGCUGGGAUCAGGAAGAUCUGAAAGGUGUCUACAGCUGCCCACUGUGCAUGGAAAGCUUCAUUCCAAGACCUGUUUUGAGGAAAAACAUCUUAUUGGUUGAAUUAAUGGAGAAACAGAAGAAGACAGGAUUAAUAUCUGCUCCUGCAACUCUCUUUUAUGCUGGAACUAGAGAUGUGGAGUGUGAUUUCUGCACUAGGAGGAAACUCAAAGCUGUCAAGUCCUGCCUGGUGUGUCUGGCAUCUUACUGUGAGACUCACCUCCAGCCUCACUUUGAAUCCCCUGCCUUUCAGAAGCACAAGCUGGUCAACGCCUCCACACAACUACAGGAGAAAAUCUGCCCUCAUCAUGACAAACUACUGGAGGUUUACUGUCGUACCGAUCAGCAGUGUAUCUGUUAUCUGUGUACAAUGAAUGAACAUAAAGGCCAUGAUACAGCGGCAGCAGAAAGGAUUGAGAAACAGAAACAGUUGGUAGAGAAUCAGCAGAAAUCCCAGCAGAGAAUCCAUCAGAAAGAGAAGGAGAUGCAGGAGCUGAGACAGGCUGUGGUCUCUCUGAAGCUCUCUGCACAGGUAGCGGUGGAGGACAGUGAGAGGAUUUUUACUGAGCUGAUCUGUUCCAUUGAAAGAAGGAACUCUGAGGUGAAGCAGCAGAUAACAGCCCAGGAAAAUGCUGAAGUGAGUCGGGCUAAAAGGCAGCUGGAGCAGCUGGAGCAGGAGAUAGCUGAGCUGAGGAGGAGAGAUGCUGAGCUGGAGCAGCUUUCACACACAGAGGAUCACAUCCAUUUCUUCCAGAGUUUUCAGUCUCUCUGUGUCCCUCCUGGAUCUGAUGCCUUACCCAGCAUAUCUGUCAAUCCACACAUUCCUUUUCAUUUUGUGAAGAAUUUUGUAUCUGAGGUGACAGAACAACUAGAGGAUAUCUGCAAGAAGGAAAUUGCCAAACUAUCAUGGGAAGCACCUCCCUCUGACUACUUCAUGGAUGCCAUUCCACAUACUUCUUAUUACAAUGCCAACCAAUUGGCAGGGCGGAGACCCAGCCCUCGCAAGAUAACCCAACAACAAUAUUUUCAGAACAUGGAAGCUUCCUUCAGCACUGUGAGGCCCAAUGUGUCUCACAUGGUGACCCCUCAUCGCAUGGCCGCCCAGGUUGCACCUGCUGUAACCCCAGUGUACAUGCCUCAGUACAAGUAUGCUGCAGGAGUGCGUAACCCUUCAUACAUUCAUACACUUCCCCAGGUAGUUAAGCAGCAGCCUGCUGUCCAUGAGCCUCUGACUGCCUCCAAGCAGCCUGCUGUCCAUGUGCAGGAACCUCUGACUGCAUCCAAGCAGCCUGCUGUCCAUGUGCAGGAACCUCUGACUGCAUCCAAGCAGCCUGCUGUCCUUGUGCAGGAGCCUCUGACUGCCUCCAAGCUGGCUGCUGCUCCUCCUCAGGAACAGAAAGAAAUGCUGGGUCAACGCCUCUACCCGCUCAUCCAGAACAUGCACCCGAGUCUGGCAGGAAAGAUCACUGGCAUGUUGCUGGAGAUUGACAACUCUGAACUGCUCUACAUGCUGGAGUCUCCAGAGUGUCUCCGCUCCAAGGUGGAUGAAGCUGUGACUGUGCUGCAUGCUUACCAGGCCAAACAGGCAACAAAGAGACAAGAAAAACUAAAGAAAAGGAAAUAAUUUGAUUCAGCUGGGUCCAGAGAUCACCAGACAAAAAUGGAAAAUGGUCCAAAUAAAACAGUCGGGGUAUAACUACAACAGAGAAUGAAAUUACUAUGGCUGUCAAAUGAUACAAAAAUACAAUUGAGUUCAUCACUGGUAAACAGAUGAAGAACACUUUCUUUAACCGCAAUAUCAACCUGUUUUGACAUUACAGUGUUGUUUUUAGUUGAAUAUAUUGUGUAUUUUGGAUGUUUUCAGUGUAUUAUGAACAAUUUCAGACAAUACGAUUAAUCACAAUUAAAAAUCAUUUGUGCACAAAAAUUACAAACAGUUAACUGAUUAACUCUGACAGCCCUAGAAAUGACUGAAAGCAUUAUUUUCUGGCACGUUAUUCCUUUUAAAUGUAUGAAUGCUUGGGAUAUUGAGAGUCUAUGGCAUUGUGAAAUGUACAGUGCCUUCAUAAAUAUAAGACUUAUUCCACAUUUUGUUGUGUUACAGCCUGAAUCCAUCUACACACAACACCCCAUAGUGACAAAUUGAAAACAUGUUUUUAGACAUUU
This is a messenger RNA of Oncorhynchus gorbuscha (pink salmon), 2388 nucleotides long. RefSeq names its product E3 ubiquitin-protein ligase TRIM47-like. Gene Ontology annotation, molecular function: zinc ion binding; RNA binding. The transcript has 5 exons. Lineage: Eukaryota; Metazoa; Chordata; Actinopteri; Salmoniformes; Salmonidae. The record is from RefSeq and is a predicted model, not a curated record. Bases 68 to 1846 code for a protein of 592 amino acids.